Messenger RNA from Bombus huntii, 4374 nucleotides. It is a transcript of the gene cwo, whose product is annotated as transcription factor cwo. The transcript is spliced from 5 exons. Gene Ontology annotation, molecular function: protein dimerization activity; DNA-binding transcription factor activity, RNA polymerase II-specific; RNA polymerase II cis-regulatory region sequence-specific DNA binding. Gene Ontology annotation, biological process: regulation of circadian rhythm; regulation of neurogenesis; anterior/posterior pattern specification. Bases 1914 to 3107 code for a protein of 397 amino acids. The record is from RefSeq and is a predicted model, not a curated record. Lineage: Eukaryota; Metazoa; Arthropoda; Insecta; Hymenoptera; Apidae. Gene Ontology annotation, cellular component: nucleus.
CUGCGACGGAAAUUUGUGGUCCUUAAAUUUUUGAUGCGUCCAAAGGAUAUAUCGUACUUAUUGUAUAUACGUAUUCGUAAUGCGAGAAUCACGUGAGCGUUUGCUUGUUUAUGUUUAUACCGUGACAAACAGUAGUACAUAUUGACGCAACAAAAUGAUUUAUCGUUUAAUCAUGUAUCGAUUUAUGGUUGUAAAUUUGCGUUAGGUUAUCGAAAUUCUAUAAUCCAAGGGUGGAACCUUCGUAUCAAAUCGUCAAGUAAUGUAUAGUAAUAAUGAUUGUUUAGAUGAGAAAAACAAGAGAAAAACGAACGAUUGCCUAGGUAUAGAUUAGCUUUUUUUGUUUUUGUUUUUGUACAAUAUACCGGCAUGCGUAUCGCUAAGGCUAUUUCGAGAUCACCAUAUCGAUCCAUACGUAAUACUAUCAACACGUGAUGUAUUAACAACAAAUUGUCUUAUCGGAACAUUUCACAGAACUCGUAAACGCACACUGGAUCGACACGUUACCCUCGCUGAAAGAUAUCGUAGAUUAUAAAAAAAAUAUCAAGCUACGUAACAAUUGUUCGGUUCCUAUCUAUAUCUAUUGUAUUUCAACACGGCGGAAUUAGUCCGAUAAGGGGAACGAAGAUUUUGACGAUAUAAGAUAUCGAAUGAUAUCGAGCGAAUAGAUACCGGUCGAUUUACAUUAGACCUCGAGUUGCAUGGCUCCGGGAUCGAUGGUUCCGUGCCUGAGAUGGUUCUGGAUCGCUCCCACCAGUGGUCUGCGUGGCGAGGACCAUCGCGAGAAUCGAACAGGGCCGCGCAUUAUACGCGUAGUGUAGCCUGCUAAGGAGACGACACGCGUUUAUAUACGCGAGCGAUACGAAACUAUUUGAACAACGUUCUUUUUAUUCCUGUCAUUGUAGAGAAUUCCAAAAUCACGAAUCUAUAUGGUACGAGAAAUCGCGUCGAUAGAGUGCAUACGAUUGAUCGAGAAUUCAAUCGUGCAUGUAACGUAAUCAUUGGUCCAGAGCACAUCUCGAGCGCCGCCAACCACUGCCACGUGAAAUUCGUAAAGUGCAUGCGUACGCACCAAAAGAAGCGUACCUAUAGGUUGCCGAAUACCGUGACGCGCAAAGCGAGCGCGCGACCUGUUCAAUUCUUACGGCCCUGCCAGUUAGUAUAUCGCGGAAUUUCGCGGCCGAACGAGUCAACGGCCUUAUCGUCGUUCACAUUUAUGUCUUAAGAUCGAGUCGUGUUUCUUCUUUUUGCUCUCGUUAUCGCCUAUUCGAGCGGAAACGAUUCAAAACGGAUAACAAAACAAAGUUUAAAAAUUUCUGUUGCUACGCUUAUAGGAUGUCACAGUAGAGAGAAAGAGAAAGACGGAGUGAGAGAUCGAUCUACGAUCAUCGGCUCUAAAAAAAGAAAUCGGGAAGUAGGAAGGAAGACAGAGAAGAAAAGAAGAGGGCGCCAGUACAGAUAUAUCGGUGAGUGUGACUGGACGGAAAGACGUGGGCGAUUCCCAAGUACCGGCCUCCUGGUCCGUCGUGUCGUUUCGAGUGUGUCAGUGAGUUUGUGGAGGCGAACCUAACCUAGUCGUCGGGUGCGCACUAUCGAUCAAGAAGCCAUCGGUUUAAAGAGGACUUGACUUUUUUUGUGGGUACAGGUUAUGUAUACGUAAUUUCGCGGUCGGUGUAAACACGUUUUGUGCGUUUCGUUAAAUUUCGCGCUAAAUUACGGCGAGCUGCUUCUAACUGCCUAACUUGCGUGUUACGAACGUGAAUUCAAAGGAAGAAACUGUGUGCAAACGGAGUCAGAUUGAAAGAGAACAGUGGAAGAAAGUCGAAGACAAUAGAAGAAACGUAACGAAAGGAGUGACAACGACUAGAAAUCGGAAGUGAUCGUGUUGUGUAUUGGAAACGAUUCUAUGCGGCAAGAUGAUGGAGACACAGAAUUACUGGGAGGACAACUCCGCUCAUUCUAUGCAAGUAAAAUACGAGAGUCUGGAUGCUAGAUCUUGCAAGGACGAGAUAUACAGGAUGGGAAUAGGCGCUGGGUAUUGCGAAGGAAACUUGAAUUUUGCUACAGCCUCCGAGGAUGACGAGGUUUAUACCAAGAAGAAGGUUUCUAGGCAAGAUCCAAUGUCUCAUAGGAUUAUCGAAAAACGCAGGAGAGAUCGUAUGAAUAAUUGUUUGGCCGACUUGAGCAGGCUCAUACCGGCCGAGUACUUGAAGAAAGGCCGAGGAAGAGUGGAGAAGACCGAAAUCAUUGAAAUGGCUAUACGUCACAUGAAGCAUCUUCAAGGUCUUCGACAAGAGUCGAAACACCCAGCCGUGACGUCAGUGCACACGCAUCCCGAAGACAGCGUGGACAGUGUAUCGCAUUCAACUGUCGCAUCUACCGCGGCAGAACACUACAGGCUGGGUUUCCAAGAGUGUCUGAGCGAAACCGUGCAUUUCCUCGUGGAAGUGGAGGGCUUUUUUGCCAGAGACUCUUUAUGUGUUCAACUGAUCAAUCAUUUGCAGCAGCACUGCGAGAAGAUCCUAGCUACCAGUGACAGGCUGGGUUUCCCUCAUCCAGAGAUGCCAACCGCGAACGGUAUCGCGAACGGCUCUAGUUACGCGCACACCAGCAUUCCGACGAUGUGUCAGCCGAACGGUCAUUCGGACCACGGCUCGAGCUCCGGUGCAAGUUCCUUCGGUGAUCCGGAACGUCCUCUGCGCCCAGCGAUCAUCCCACCGCCGACUAUAGCGAGCGACGACAGCAAUCAUAGCAGCCAUUCGCACAGUACACCGCCGAGUACCAACUGUAAGCCUUCCAACUACAAGUUCAAGAGCUCCAUCAAGCAAAGGUUCUCAGCGGAGAGGAUAAAAUCCAGUCCGCCGCCGACCAUCAGCAUGGAAAAACCAUCCGCGUCUCACGGAGUUCCGAUCUUUGCCCUUCACGACGGUGGCGCCUUCUACGUUCCGUUAACCGUCGAAGCUUCUCUGUUAAGGCCUCAUCUGAACUUCAUGUCGGACACCGGACCUGACACGGUGCUUCAUCCGGUCACGAUAUCGGUAAACUUCAACCAUUCGAGUCCGCCAGCCUGGUCACACCACCAUAGUCCUACGCACCAGCAACAGACAUAAAGGAAAGUCAGGAAUCGUAUCUGAAUGUAACCCGAUAUCCUGUUUCGCUCGUUCCAACCGUCGAUACACGUGUACGCGUAUACGCGUGUCUUCGUACGUCUUGGAUCCACGAAUCCUAAAUCCGCUCAUGCUAAAAUUGGCGUUGUCGGUAUGCCGAACACCGUGUCUCGCGGUGGACGAGGAGAAUGGGCGACGGCGCGGAUCGAUCGCGCUCGUUCAAAGACACGAUCGACUACCGUGGAAUCAUCGAACGAUUCGUCCAGAUGUUUCGAAGAUCGUGUUCGAUCGGUUCUUGGAAAAGAAACGGUCAUCGUUGCACGGUGACGGCGAUUUUAUUCUCUUUCUGGUUCUUUAGCUUACGUUAACGUCGAAGGAACGCUGGUGUAUAGCGUGUUUUAGCGUUUUACGAAGGAACGAGGUGUCGAGGAUGGUUUUUUCUUUCUUUUGUAUAUUUACCGAGGCUGUGGGUUGUCUUAGCAUUUACGAGAUUUGAGAGAAAGAGCGAUUAUAGAGAGACGUCGUUGGUAGAGAUCGAGCAUUAGGGCUCGAAGGCCCGGGGUUGCUUUAGCUUCGGUAUGUUUCUCCUUUCGUCGGUAUCGUCACAGUCGAAUCCCGUUCCUCCCACAUUUUUUCCCCUCUCCCUUUCUGUUACGUCGAUCUUUGUUUCCUUGUAUCUUCUUUUUACCCGUUUCACCCUUCCCUGUGCUUCAUUUUCUCUUUGUUCUUCGGCUGGACAAGUGCGUCGGGCGAUGAAUAAAAGUCGCAACAGUAUCGAACUCGUCGAAUUACGUCAAUCGGAGCGUAAUUAGUAUUAAAUAAAGAUUAAUCGAUGUGUUUAUGUUGGCGAAGCAACUGAGCUACCACCGUAUAAAUACAUAUGUACGUCGAACUCUUUCGUAACACUGGAGCCUGGAUCGCCCGCAACAUAUUCGAUCGGCCGACAAAGUUCUGUUUUCGAAACGUAAGCUAGCCGACAGAAGUGCCUACAAUAUUUUCAGUUAACAAAUUCCAUUUAUGUGAUCGUUCCGUAUGUACGAAGAUAGUGGUUUAUUUCUUUUCUGCGGAUAAUUCUGUGUCACGUUCGAUCGCAAGAACGAUCGAUUCUGCUCGGCGCCCUGGCAAACGGGCCUCAGCAAUUAAAGACUGACCAAGACCUGCAUUACACUAAAUUCUUGUAAGAUCAUUGCAUUAAAUAUAUAUUUGUACAUACCACGUUUAGUUGUAACGUUAACGAAGAAUUUAUGCGGAAUAAAUUAUAUUUACCAUA